Acanthoscelides obtectus is the source of this 361-nucleotide messenger RNA. The record is from the annotation of a GenBank genome assembly. Lineage: Eukaryota; Metazoa; Arthropoda; Insecta; Coleoptera; Chrysomelidae.
GUUGUUCUGUUCAUUGUGCGAGAUGGUUAACGCUGAACCCAGUACAUCUGACGGUCGAAAAGGACGAAAUAAGCGUAAAAGAGAUAAUGCAGGUGCGGGCUAUUGUGGACUGACCCCGGAGGAAGUCCGAAAUCUUUCACAAUAUCUUAUGAGCUCCGAUGAGGAUGAGCCCGAAGAUCCCUUUGCUGACAGUGGAAGCGAGUUUAUUCCCAGCUCGGAAGGUGAAUCUUCAGAGGACGACUACUUGCAAGUGUCUGAAGGUGAAGACAACAAGCAUGAUUCAUCUCAAACGCCGGUCUUGGAACCUGAGACAGCAAUGGACGAGAGAGAAUGGAUAUUAUUAGAGAACGUACUAGGUUAG